AUGGUGAAUCUAGAGCUACGCCGACAGGUCAUCAAUGUCUAUAAAGGCCGAGAAUAUCCUCUGGGGUAUCAGUAUUUCCGGGAUCGGUUGCACCGCGCUUUUGCAAGCCAAACCCAGAUUACCGAUGAUGAGCAGAUCCGCCAGGGAAUAGCAAGGGCUGAGUUUGUGAAGAAAGAAGUGGAAGCACUGUAA
Penicillium soppii is the source of this 192-nucleotide messenger RNA. RefSeq lists its product as uncharacterized. Gene Ontology annotation, biological process: respiratory electron transport chain. The record is from RefSeq and is a predicted model, not a curated record. Gene Ontology annotation, cellular component: mitochondrion. NCBI's taxonomy places the organism in Eukaryota, Fungi, Ascomycota, Eurotiomycetes, Eurotiales, Aspergillaceae. The transcript is spliced from 3 exons. The coding region runs from base 1 to 192 and encodes 63 amino acids.